AUGGUGUUGUCUAUUGACGUGUCAUACUUUGUGGCUUGCUCUCGAAUUUUUCGUGGUCAGAGCCCGCCCGCGGCCACGAGCAGGCUCUUUGGGAGCAGAAUCAAUGCCGAGGAUGACAUUAUGCCCAAAGUGACCUCUGAGAGCGCGAGCGGGCGUGGUUUGAUCAAUUUGAUGCUGUUUUCAAAAAUUUCGUUCUCGCUGUUGUUGAUGUUUUUUUUUCAACCUAUCGGUGGCUGUGGUGAACAACAGGGAUUCACUCGGAAACGGAAGAACUAUGGUGCAAGUCACGUGACGAUAAGAUAA
Molecule: messenger RNA, 303 nt
Organism: Colletotrichum truncatum
Lineage: Eukaryota; Fungi; Ascomycota; Sordariomycetes; Glomerellales; Glomerellaceae
Source: RefSeq, a predicted model, not a curated record